This is a messenger RNA of Phlebotomus argentipes, 1312 nucleotides long. RefSeq names its product retinaldehyde-binding protein 1. Bases 219 to 1130 code for a protein of 303 amino acids. Lineage: Eukaryota; Metazoa; Arthropoda; Insecta; Diptera; Psychodidae. The transcript is spliced from 7 exons. Gene Ontology annotation, cellular component: membrane. Gene Ontology annotation, molecular function: phosphatidylinositol bisphosphate binding. The record is from RefSeq and is a predicted model, not a curated record.
ACGUGCACGCAUCAGAAUCAUUCCUCGUCGAGAUUGCCUAGAGAUCAGAUGCACAGAAGAGUGUGCCUCAAGUGAAGGGAAUCUUUUGUAGUGCGUUAGCUUUCUAGUCUCGAAAAUCCAACUCACUUUUCUCCGACUCUGUGCGUUCUGGUUGGAGAAUUGAAGUCGUUUUCUCUGUGAAAUCAUAAGUGCCAAGUGGUUGAACAACGCUCAGCAGGAUGUCUUUAAAGUUCGACGCAGAGAAGCUGCCCUACAUCGAUCUGGGCGAUGGAUACAUCGUGAGAUUGGAGAAGGAUGAGAUCGAGGGAAAAACCCGCGAGAAGGCCUUUGUGGAACUCCGCGAAACGGAAGAGUUGAAGCAGAAGAGUUUCACAGAAUUGCGCCAGUUGCUCGAAGAGGAGAAAGAUCUGACCGUUCCCUUAGCCGAAGAGGAAUUCCUCAUCAAAUUUCUCAGACCGUGCAAAUUCUAUCCGGAAAGUGCCUUCGAAAGAGUAAAGAAAUACUACAGAUUCAAGAUCAAGUACAAAAAGUACGCCGAAGAUCUCGUGCCGCGAAGUGUGAGGCAUGUUUUCGAGAAGGAAGUGAUUUACUUGAGCCCAUUGCGCACAAAGAAUGGCUGCAGAAUUCUCAUACUCGAAAUUAAAAAGUGGAAGCUGAAUGAGUGCUCUCUGGAUGAACUGUUCAGAACUGUGGAGAUUUGCCUGGAAGCCGCGAUGGCAGAACCGAAAACUCAGGUGAACGGUGUUGUGGUGAUUCUCAACAUGGAAGGAUUGACUCUUUCGCACCUGACACAAUUCAAUCCGUCAUUCGCGGCGAUGCUCAUCCACUGGGUGCAGGAGUGCAUCGGUAUUCGUCUCAAAGAGGUGCACAUUGUCAACAAUUCCUACAUCUUCAACAUGCUCUUCGCCAUCUUCAAGCCAUUCCUCAACGAGAAGCUGCGCAAGAGGAUUCACUUCCUGAACAAGGACUUCAAGACACUGACCGGAUACAUGGGCCAGGAAUGCUUGCGCCCCGCUUACGGAGGCACUUUAGCGGCCCCCGAAGUGGACGGAACCCUCGUGGCUGACUUAUUCCAGUUCCACAGCAAAGAAUACGAAGUUGCCAACACAUUCGGAUACCUUGGGAAAUAGUGCAUUAGCAUCGUAUUGUGAUAAGAAUCUUCCAUUUUUUUACCUACCAAAAUAUCUCUAGGAAAAGGUGUGUGAAGUAUAUUUGUGGGGUGAAUGAGAAAAUUUGUACACCUUUUUAUUUUUGCAUGAAAAAUAUAUAAAGAUUUUCUGCCAAGAUAAACAAAUCAGAUGAAAUCCGAGUG